AUGCGCACUCCCUCCCGUCGCCUAACUGCACUCCCUUCCGUCGCCUAUGCGCACUCCCUUCCGUCGCCCACACGCACUCCCUGCCGUCGCCCACACGCACUCCCUCCCGUGGCCCACACGCACUCCCUUCCGUCGCCCACACGCACUCCCUUACGUCGCCCACACGCACUCCCUUCCGUCGCCCACUCGCACUCCCUGCCGUCGCCCACACGCACUCCCUCCCGUCGCCCACACGCAACCCCUUCCGGAGCCCAUGCGCACUCCCUUCCGCCGCCCAUGCGCACUCCCUUCCGCCGCCCAUGCGCACUCCCUUCCGUCGCCUCCCCAUCCCUCACCGCACGUUCCCCGGACAACCGGAAGCGCGUGCUACAGCUGCUGCUGUGCUCGUGCUACAGAGCUACGCGAGAUGAGGUGCUCUGCGACGCGACGCAGAUCAGCCCUCCUUCCCCCCACCCUCUGCUCUCCUUCCCCCCACCCUCAGCCCUCCUUCCCCCCCACCCUCUGCUCUCCUUCCCCCCACCCUCAGCCCUCCUUCCCCCCCACCCUCUGCCCUCCUUCCCCCCACCCUCAGCCCUCCUUCCCCCCACCCUCAGCCCUCCUUCCCCCCACCCUCAGCCCUCCUUCCCCCCACCCUCUGCCCUCCUUCCCCCCACCCUCAGCCCUCCUUUCCCCCACCCUCUGCCCUCCUUCCCCCCACCCUCAGCCCUCCUUCCCCCCCACCCUCUGCCCUCCUUCCCCCCACCCUCAGCCCUCCUUCCCCCCACCCUCAGCCCUCCUUCCCCCCACCCUCAGCCCUCCUUCCCCCCACCCUCUGCCCUCCUUCCCCCCACCCUCAGCCCUCCUUCCCCCCACCCUCAGCCCUCCUUCCCCCCACCCUCAGCCCUCCUUCCCCCCACCCUCACGCCUCCUUCCCCCAACCUCAACGCUCCUUCCCCCCACCCUCAGCCCUCCUUCCCCCCACCCUCUGCCCUCCUUCCCCCACCCUCUGCCCUCCUUCCCCCACCCUCUGCCCUCCUUCCCCCACCCUCUGCCCUCCUUCCCCCCACCCUCUGCCCUCCUUCCCCCCACCCUCUGCCCCAUACCGCAUCACCCCAUCCCAAGAGCACCCCAUUCCGCCCCACCCCACCUCAAGGUCACCCCAUUCCGCCGCACCUCCCUCUGUUCCUCCCAUCCUCCAUCCUCAUUUCCUCCCUGCCACCCUUUCUCCUCCCCACCCUCCUCCCCAGCCUCUCUUCCUCCCCUCCCUUCUGCUUCUUCCCCAAACGUCCUCCAUACCUCCCUUCCUCCCAUCAUCACUUCCUCCCUUCCUUCAUUCCUGCAGUCCUCACUUCCGUCGCCUCCGUCUGCUAUGCAUCUGGUUGUGAUGGGCUGGCUGUCUGA
Closterium sp. Naga37s-1 is the source of this 1380-nucleotide messenger RNA. The record is from the annotation of a GenBank genome assembly. NCBI's taxonomy places the organism in Eukaryota, Viridiplantae, Streptophyta, Zygnematophyceae, Desmidiales, Closteriaceae.